Clupea harengus (Atlantic herring) is the source of this 1257-nucleotide messenger RNA. Its product is annotated as adhesion G protein-coupled receptor E1-like. Bases 1 to 1257 code for a protein of 418 amino acids. The record is from RefSeq and is a predicted model, not a curated record. Gene Ontology annotation, cellular component: plasma membrane. The transcript is spliced from 10 exons. Gene Ontology annotation, molecular function: calcium ion binding; G protein-coupled receptor activity. Gene Ontology annotation, biological process: adenylate cyclase-activating G protein-coupled receptor signaling pathway; cell surface receptor signaling pathway. Lineage: Eukaryota; Metazoa; Chordata; Actinopteri; Clupeiformes; Clupeidae.
AUGGCGAUGUUCCCCAAUGAAGAUGAGUGUGACUCUGUAGUUCCGGUCUGUGGUCUGAAGGCAGAGUGCAAGAACACACCAGGCAGCUACUACUGCACCUGUCGUACAGGAUACAGAUCCUCAAAGGGGGAGAGGUUUACAGGAGAUGACUCACAUUGCAAAGACAUAAACGAGUGUGACAUAGACCCAGGCAUCUGCGGCUCAGAGUCGGAGGGCAACUGCAUAAACACACAGGGAAGUUACACCUGUGCAUGUCGUCCUGGUCACAGCAACUAUGGCAACAGACAGGGCAGGUGCACAAAUCUUGUCAGUGACAUUACAGAACAAUGCAAGGAGUCAGACGUGGGGUGCAAACUGGACUUUCUGAAAAAACUGGAGCAGAAUUCAUCUGUGUCGACCAGUCUGCCGCUGACGGUGGUGUCCGGUCUCCUAGAUGCUUUACUGAAGACCCCCCCAGACAGUCUGGUCUCGAUGGGAGAGGCUGUGCUCCAGGCCACUGAGCAGCUGGUGUCCAGACUGGUGAAGCCCACUCACACUCAGUCCAGCAGAAACUUCAGUACUAACACCACAGAGGUGGAGAUCCUGAGCAUUGGGCCAAACACCACCCUGACUAGUUUCCCUCAGCUGGUAAUCUCCAACGUCCGUCUGGACAUCGACCUCCUGGGAAUCGCUCGGAACAACCACGGUUCAGCAGCUGUGGUCCUCAUGGUCUACAAAAGCAUGCAGGAGGUCCUUAAUGCCAGCUUCUUCAAAGCAGGACCCAGUAAAACUGCAAAAAUGAUGUCUAAUGUGAUCUCUGUCAUCUUGCCCGAUACACUUAACAAGGCUCUACUGAUUCCAGUCAACCUCACGAUGCAAAAUGUCUUAUCCACCAGCCCACAGGAAAAGCUCAAAUGUGUGUAUUGGAGAAUCAGUGCCUGGAGCGAGGAUGGUUGCCAUGUCAGCGAGACCAACUCCACACACACCGUGUGCUCCUGUGAACACCUCUCCACCUUCGCCCUGAUCAUGACGGUCGAUCAAACCCUGGAGAGUAACCCUGUGGUGGACGUUCUGAACACCAUCUUCGUGUUUAUCGGCCUUGUGUUCCUGACCCUGGGUGUGAUGACCUUUGCCCUCUGUCGACGGAACCCCAGGGUGUCCAACAUGUCUCGUCUCAACCUCUGCGUGUGUCUGCUGCUGGCUCAACCCCUCUUCCUGUUAACUCAGAGCUUCCUCCACCUCAUCAGUCCCCAUGAGGUGAUGUCACUGUCAUCUUAG